AUGUUCGAAGAGCAGCGGAAACGUCCCACUUCACAGAAUAUUGCAACCAAAGAGAAACCAAAAGAAAUACACACUCGGAAAUCCGAUGUACUAGAAAUAGCUGUAACAGCGACGUCUAAGGCCAAUAGAUUAUAUCAGGACGCUAAGUUGCAGCUAGAGCAGUCUGGAAACUUAAAGACUUCCAUAAAAGAGACGGUGGUAAAUAACCUUUCUGAACUUUUUGGAAUCGUAUUACAGUUAAACGAAGAAAGGCAGACUCUACUCCUACAAUUGGAGAAAGCUCGUAUACAACUUAAAGACGAUCUACUUAGGCAAGAAAAACAGUAUGUAGAGAGCCUUAGAGCACUAAUGGAUCAGGGUAGUAUAAGAGAUAUUCAGUCUGCUCUCACCGAAACAGUGAGUGAUAUGAGAACCCUAACGGACUCAUUGAAGCACACGAUGGGCAAUGACACCUUAUUGGAUAAACAUACUUUUAUGGGCAAAUCGGAGGAUACCAGAAGGGAACUGAUGGAAAUAAAAGAAGAAUUAUCAUCCCUAAAAGACCAAAUGGGUGGACUUCGAGAGUCUUUGGUUAUAAGCGAAACAAAUGAACCCACAUAUGCCAGCAUAGCUGGUCGACCUAAGGCCAAAAUAAACAAAGUUAUCAAUCAGUUGACCACAUGUAUCUCUAACGCGGUAAACGAGGGAAAAAGCGUCACAGCUGUUAACAAACGCCUUAUAAAUCUGGCAGCUGAAGAAAUCCGAAGAGCCUCAAACAGCCUUUCCACUGUACUAUCAGCGAAAGCUUCACAUGUCGAGGAACAGUCUUUGAAAAAUGAUAUUUUAACCAGCGUUAGAGAGGAAAUCAAAAAGCUUAAAGAAGUGCUAACUCCCACUUCCAAUGCGCCUGGCCCUACAUACGCGGAAGUGGCAUCUAUUGCCCCAAAAAAACCAGCAAUUGUUAUCAAAUCUACAAACCCUACAGCAAAAUCUUCCGACAUUCUCGCUACCUGGAAAAAGAACAUUUCAUUUAAGAAAGAAAAAUAUGCACCUGUUAAAAUGCAAACAAUAUCAAAUGGGAAAAUUCGCGUAGAGUUUGAAAACUACAAGCAAUGCGGGGAAGCCAUUACCAAUACUAAUCAGGUAGAAGGGUUACAAGCCGAAGAGUCCAAAAAUAGAAGUCCUCUCAUUAUUCUUAAAGGAAUUACAAAAGAAACGGCAAAAGAAGAACUAAUUGAAAUUAUUUCCUACCAAAAUUCGAUCCCUGAGGACGCAUUACGUCUUUGUUUCCUUACUUCAAAUAAGAAUAACGCUUUAUACAAUGCAGUUUUGGAAGUGACACCUAAAUACUACACAACUAUUACCACAUACGGACGAGUAGCCAUUAAUCAUCAACGAGUGUUUGUCGGGCCUUUCUCGAGAUUUGUUCAAUGCCAUCUGUGUUUACAAUUUGGACAUACAAAAACGAAAUGUGCCAUAACAAUUCACCCAUGCGCGUUUUGUGCCUCAGAAGACCACAAUAUUAUGGACUGCCCAAACAGAACCUCUGACGAAAAACGAAAGUGCUACAACUGCCACAAACAUAAUUUGAAGACCAACGCCAAUGCCGACAUUAGACAUAAUGCAACAAAUGUAAAACUGUGCCCUAGAAUCAUCUCUAUUAAAAAGAAAUUAGAGGAAUCUACUGAUUAUGGACUUACAAACUAA
Molecule: messenger RNA, 1686 nt
Organism: Parnassius apollo (apollo)
Lineage: Eukaryota; Metazoa; Arthropoda; Insecta; Lepidoptera; Papilionidae
Source: the annotation of a GenBank genome assembly